Messenger RNA from Symbiodinium pilosum, 199 nucleotides. The record is from the annotation of a GenBank genome assembly. Lineage: Eukaryota; Dinophyceae; Suessiales; Symbiodiniaceae.
GUGCAAAGGAGUAUGCAAUCGCUCUGGGCUGCCUGGGACGUCAAACCUCCUGGCCGGAGGCCUUCGAGCUUUGGCAGGAGAUGCGGCAGCGUUCGCUUCGUGCCGAUCUUGUGGCCUGGAAUUCGGCAGCAGUUGCGGCCGGUACAAGGUGGCCCCUGACACUGAACAUGCUGAUGUGGGAGGCCCCAGCAGCUGGCCU